Molecule: messenger RNA, 777 nt
Organism: Hyposmocoma kahamanoa
Lineage: Eukaryota; Metazoa; Arthropoda; Insecta; Lepidoptera; Cosmopterigidae
Product: zinc finger BED domain-containing protein 4-like
Exons: 1
Coding region: 1-777 (258 amino acids)
Source: RefSeq, a predicted model, not a curated record
AUGACUAAUCAUAUUAAGUACAAACAUUCACUACUGAUGCCUCAACUAGGUUCUGCGAUUAAAAGUAGUUUGUCAAGAGAAGAGGAUCCGUCGCCGGGUACGUCGCAGUCGCAGUCACAGCCACAAUCGGAACUUCUACCACCAACUCCAAUCUUGCCAGGUUCUUCAGAAGCUAGUUUAUCUCAAAAAUACCAGCAAAAUAUUGAAGAAAGCUUUGUCGUACAGUGGUCUCAUGAAGAUUCUAGAUCAAAGAUAGUUAGUGUUGCCAUUGGUGAAAUGAUUGCCCUGGAUUACCAGCCGUUAUCAAUGGUUGAAAAUACAGGCUUCAAAAACUUUAUGAAAAAAGUGAAACCAAAAUAUAACCUACCAAGUAGAAAAUUUUUCACUGACAAUAUUAUUCCACGUCUUUACGAAGAAACUAAGACUGAAAUUCGUAAAGGAGUGCUCAGUGCAGCUGCGAUUUCAGUCACAACGGAUUUGUGGACAAAUAUUAACAACAUGGAAAGUUUUUUAAGUUUCACAGCACACUGGUUCGAUGAUAGUUUCAAGUUUCAUCAUGCAGUCCUACAAAUGACACAUUUCCCAGUUACACACACAGCUAUGAAUAUCAGAAACUGCCUCAAAGAGAUUCUAACUUUGUGGGAUAUAAACAGUGAUAAAAUUCAUGCUAUUGUAAGAGACAAUGGCAGAAAUGUGGCGAAAGCCAUCGAUGACUCGAUUUUUAAUGGAGUUCCUUGUUUCACCAUACUUUACAACUGGCCAUUCAUGCUGCAUUAA